Messenger RNA from Passer domesticus (house sparrow), 1393 nucleotides. RefSeq lists its product as uncharacterized. Lineage: Eukaryota; Metazoa; Chordata; Aves; Passeriformes; Passeridae. The record is from RefSeq and is a predicted model, not a curated record. The coding region runs from base 317 to 1351 and encodes 344 amino acids. The transcript has 3 exons.
GACUUCUUGUAUCUUUCUCAAGGAUGUACUGACCCUGUUUUCUGAAUAUGUCCAUUAUGCAUUGUCUGUGAACGUGUCCAUUAUCCAUUGUUACCAGCAGGCUGGAUUGUGCAUCGGCUGAAUAUGGCCAUUGUCUUGCAAAAACUCCUCAAGCUGAAAAAAAUCUUCAACAAUGCACUGCUUAUAUUCAGACGUGGGCAGAGAUGGGGCCAGUCAGGCUCUGGCCUGAACUCCUACCAAGCGUGACUGGUCUGACACCAGCAACAGAGAACAGUUCCUGAUCCUCAGCUCUCCCCAUGUGCUGCAGAGGCCAAGUAUGGCCACAGAGACCGAUGGCAACUGUGCCAUCUGCCAGGACACCUGGGAUGAGGUGGUUUCUGCUCAGCCCUGUGGCCACCAUUUCUGCCGGGGCUGCAUCCUGCAGUGGGCACAGAUAAAUCCUGUGUGCCCACUCUGCAGAAGAGCAGUAGAGACUGUCAGGUUUUCUGACAAUGCAGGAGAGUCUCUGGAGAUUGUCAUCACAGCCCCUGAGCAGCUGCCAGUGGCCAGGAGCUCAGCAGGGAGAGCUCCUGGUGGCCAGGACGAGAACAGCCCCCAUGGCCCCGUGCCGGCCCAUCCCUCUUCUCCUCAGGAGACAGCAGCCAGAGCUGUCGGCAGUGUCCUGCCAGAGGUCUGGGCACAGCUUUUCCGUCGGCGACGGGAACUUCUGGACCCUGUGCGGACUUGGCUGCGCCAAAGGACGGAGACCAUGUUCGGGGACCGGUGGUGGCUGGCAGAGAGCUGCAUCCGGUAUGUCCUCUGUGUGUAUGGGCCAGACCAGGAAAUCAUGAUCCAGAGUUUGCAGGGCAUCCUGGAGGAACACACUGUGCCACUGAUCCAGGACAUCAUCGACAUCAUUGUGAGACACUGCAGCUCAGGGGCCCAGAGGCUGCUGCACUCUCACGCUGCCGCAGAUGAGAAUGACAGCCCAGCAGCCAGCAGCACUUCCAGCUCCUCCAGCUCCAGCUCCUCCUCCAGCUCCUCCAGCCCCAACAACCUGAGCUCCAGCUCCUCUAGCUCUCAGGUGGGGACUCAAGCCAGCAGCAGCUCUGCAGUCUCCGUGGAGGAGGAAGCCAUCACAGGAGACACUGCCCAGCCCAGGGGUCACAGCCACCCCCCAAGUGUCACCAUGUCCACAGGACAGGAUGAGCCCCAGGAGGAGCCAGAGCAGGAGAUGGUGAUGUUGGCAGGUCCCUCUGCCCAGAGCAGCAGGCCCGGAUCCCCUGGUCCUUGGCAUCCCCCCAAGAGAAGAGCCCCUGACCCCCAGGACUCUCCCUCUACCUGCAAGAAAUCCCCCCACCAGCAAAACUAAAGGGCCCUUGCAAUUAUUUAAGAAAAAUGAAAUAAACUGUUG